Messenger RNA from Linum tenue, 269 nucleotides. NCBI's taxonomy places the organism in Eukaryota, Viridiplantae, Streptophyta, Magnoliopsida, Malpighiales, Linaceae. The record is from the annotation of a GenBank genome assembly.
CCCACCUCCGGCCUCGCACACCCCUGCAUCUCCAUCAACCUUUUCUGUCAGAACAGAGAGAAGCGACGACCAGAGAAGCCGCCGUCGGAGCAAAGAGAAGCAGAGACCCCCUUCCUGCCCAUAUUUCACUCGACAGGACUCUCCGAUCUUAUCAGAUGGUGCAAGAUCUGCAAUAGGCCGGCCUGGCACGUCUCUCUGAGACGGUGGUGAAGAGAAGUCGAGAUGGGACGGGAGACUACCUGGGGGCGGCAGCGACAACGGCAUAUGAG